UGUUAUUUUAAUGCUUUUUCAAGAAUAUUUCUGCACGAACCCACAGCUUAUAUCUUUUGAGUGAUGUUAUUUGCAUCGUUUACACGUAAACAAAACUGCAAAAUUAAAAUUUAAAAAUUAUCAUUUUUUUGUCCGGGAUUUUGUCAGGAAUUGAAUGUGAUAAAGAAUACAAUUAUUUUUAAUUUUUAAUGCAAAGUUGACAGCAUUUUGUUAUAAUAUGGCCAAGAAACGGCUUUUUAACAAAACAUAAUAUCGUUUUAUAGACGUUUUAUAAGAGACGCCGAGACGGAUGUCGUAAGAGCGACUUCAUCGAAAAUAUUUUAGAACGGCUGGCAUGGCGGUUCAUUUUGAAAGAGGAACAGCACAUGUGGAUUGGUGUGAACCAAACUACGCUAUUUCGCCUAAUAUUGCAGAGUUUUUCAAUACGGUAAGACCAGUGGCUGUUUUAAAGGUUGCCAUUUAUGGGCAAUAUAAAUAAACAUUGGUAUUGUGUCUGUAAUUUUUAUUAUGGCUUCUGAUAUUCAAUUCCCAGAGGAAGUUGUAUAAAUUUGGAUAUUCAAAUCGGAAUUUAAUUGAGAGUACACAAUAGACUCUUUGCAGUUAACUUAAAAUAGUUGAGCAGUACGUACGUGACUGGAGAGAUUUGUAGACAAAGAUGUAAGACAAAGCUUAGAAAGCUUGCUCUCCAGAUAUUAAUGUUACUGUGACAUAGAGUUUUUUUUGCAUAGCUGCAAAGGGUCCAUCGAAUGAAUAAAUUAUCGCUCUGUUUAAUGUAUUUCUCUACAUGGCAUGUUAGAUUAGGUUUUAAGGAUUUAGUACUAGAGACAGAUUGAGGAUUAGAUUCAUUAUAGGACAAGAUUAAGAAUUAGAUUUAGAGUGACAUAUAGGAUUAUAUAAUCUUUACUUUCUGUCUAACACCAGAUGAUUUUACUCAUCAAGGGGAGAUGGAUUAUUUUACUAUGUCUAACGCCAGACGAUUUUACCCAUCAAGGGGAGAGUGCUGGCGCUCAUUGGGUUAAGAUUUAGGAUUACAUCAGGUAUUAGAAUCAGGUUAAAAGAUGAGGUCAGAUUUAUUCUAACAAUCUCCUGUAUUUUACACAGAUAAGCAAUGUGAUAUAUUUUGUCAUACCACCAUUUAACAUGUAAGUUUGAAACAUAAUAUAUUAUUUUUCAAAUGGGUAAAUUUUUAUUUGGCAGCUGUCGUUAUAAAAUUGAAAUAAAUGUUAUUCAUUUAGUUAUUUAUUUUGGGAAUAUUCAAACAAAGUCGGCAGCAGUUUUAAUGUUGUUUGGAUUCUUAUGAUGGUUAUUGGAGCAAGUUCAGCUUAUUUUCAUGCGACCCUGAGCCUUGUUGGCCAGCUGCUUGACGAGGUUGCGAUACUGUGGGUCCUGCUAGCUGGUUAUGCUUUGUGGACACCAGAAUGGAUGAUACAGUAUACUGGAAUAUUUAAAUCAAGGUUGGUAAAAAGGUGGAGUCCAGAGAGCAAUGCAAUGGUCAUAGCACGGCCAGUUGCCAUGGUUUGCUUCGGUCACUGGUCAAAAGGAAAGUUUAUUAGGCAUUAAUGGGUAAAUAAACAUUUUUGCCCUUUUAUAGAACUGGCUUUAAAUUAGCUGCUGUAGUUGUUGCUGUGGUUGCAACCUUGUUGGGAUUUGUCUACCCAGCUGCCAACGCAAUUGCUCUGAUGAUGCUUGGUGUUCCAUGUGUGCCGAUCUUAUGGAAGGAAAUUCAAAGGUACACUAUGAAAUUGAGUGUGAUAGACCCUCUGUUCAGCUGUUGGUGCUACAAGUCUGGAACAAGUUGUUAUCACCUUGUAACAAGGUUGAUGAGGCUAACAACUGCAACAAUUAAGUUGUUCCAACAAGUUUGAUAUCGUCUGCAUGUAACAAGAUGAUGACAACAAGCUGAUAACAACUUGUUAUGAACAGCUUGUAUUAGUCUUGUUGGAACAACUUGUAACAAGGUGAUAACAAUUUGUUGUCAAAACAACUGGGAAUUAAGCAGUGUAACACAUUUUUAUGUGUAUUAGUUGAGACAAAUAAUGAAUUUCUCUUCCUCAUAUUUAGAUGCAAAAGUACAAAAGUGGUAAAACUUGCUUACAUUGGCAUAUUGUGGUGGUUUGUCGCUGUAAUGCUAUGGUUAAGUGAUCGCUUAUUGUGUGACAUCUGGAAAUAUUUUUCCUUUCCGUACUUUCACUGUGGCUGGCACGUCUUUAUCCUGCUGGGGUCGAAUAUUGGCUGCGUGCUGGGAUGUUACUUCUACUCACAUUCCGAGCAUAAGGAAUUGAAGACUGAAUUGAGUUUCUGGCCAACAAGCUUUGGCACAUGGGGAUUGCCUUACAUUGCAGUGAGGAAAAAACCAUUGCAAAAACAAACUUAAACACAACUUUUUAAGAGUUUUAGAGUAACAUAAAUUAUAUAGCCAAAUAUUAUACUGUAUUUAUUGAACUUGUAUGUAGUAAAUUUUUCAACAAUAUUCAUUGCUGUAACUUUUAGCACAUCCUUGCAAAAUACAAGACAAUUAAACAAAACCUUUGCAAAAACAAAUUUAGAGUAACAUAAUUUACAUAGCCAAAUGUUAUACUGUAUUUAUUGAACUCGUAUGUAGUAAAUUUUUCAACAAAUUGUUCAUGAUUGCUGUAACUUUUAGCCCAUACAAAAUACAGAACAAUAACAAGUUGUUGGAACAACAAUGUAACAAUCAACAUUCCAACAACUUGUCAACAAGCUGGGAACAAGCAGUACAAACACAGCUUGAUAUAUCAGCAUGUUGAAACAAUCUUGCAUAUUAAACAAGUCUGUCAAGUCAUGAAACUUGUAGCAAGUUGUCAACAAACCUGCAUGUUUUGUGAAAUUAACAACAGAUUUUUUUAUUUGGCUAAACUUUCAAUCCAAAGCAAAUUUAAACAACGAAAGUAGCAAACAUUUAGCUGCACUGUUACUGUGGAUUGUUGAAUUUUCUGGUGACUUCACAGUUCCUACCCAGAAAUGACGUCAAAUUACUAUGAAGGAUUCUACUUUAUAGUGUAAAACUAUACAAAUCUUUAUUAAUAAUCUUUCAUUAACAAUCUAUAUAUACAAACAUAAUUUAUAAUGUAAAUACAACAAUAUCAACCUCUAUAUUUAUGCUAAUACUAUGUGUAAUAUAUUACCAUUACAAUCACACAAUUUUCAAUUCGUACUCCGAACUGCAGUUCAUUUAAAAAUACCCAUCUUUCGGUGUUUUAUAAUACUAUGUUUGAAUUGUAUUGGCAACAACAUUUAUGCAGAGUGAAAGAACUCUGUAACUAAAGUAAGUAAGUUAUUUUGCAUUGAAAUGUAAAUGAGAUGACGUCACAAGCGUCGUAAAUAUUAUCAAUGUCCGCAAAAUGUCAAUCAUAUGGACAAUGCCUCAUCAUUCCAGAUCAUUUUUAAUAUGCACGUAAAUCUGCAAUGAUUUGCAUGAAUUUAUUCAAUUUAAAGAUACAUUGAAUGAUAUAUAUUUCAGCCUUACACAUGUUUUUUCAAAAAUAGACUUCAAGUAUUAAUUAUUCUGCAUUUAUUAAAUAGUAUAUAAACGAAUUUGCAGAUUGAUACACCCUAGGCCUAGCCAUAGAUAUCUAGCUCAUUUUAGCGUAUGUACAUAUAUUUGAAUAUGUACAAAAAUUUACAAAUAUGUUCUGAUUUCAUAGAAGAAACUAGGUAGGCCAAAUUAGCAACAUGCCCAGUUACCACUGUUUUCUGAUGAUUUACAUGCAAGAAUGGAAUGGUACAAAGGUAACUGGGCAUCUAAAAAUGUAUGCGAGUGAAUUGUGACGCAACAGACACGAUUUACUUUUCGUUUACUACAUGGAAUUGCCAAAUCACAAGAUCUAUAACCACGCAUGCAAGUUUUAAAAUCACUACUGCACACAAAAACUGCAGCGAAACUACAACGAACUACACAGUAUACAUCUUUUUGUCUUUUUGUCCAAAAUCUCUCAAACCUUACGGUCAAAUGUUACAAAAAUCUAUCUAUAAUACCAUGUGCUCUUAGAGGACAGGUAUUUUCUAAGCCUAAGGUAAACUUUUACAUAUUAAACAAUGAGUCCAUCAGCACUUGUUUUACAAAGUGCGUCUCGUCGAGUAAUAUAUCACACAAUAUUUUCUUAUAAUUUUUCCAUAAAUAUUUCUAUAAUCUUUUGUAAAAGGAUAAUUUUAUGUGUUCAUUUCAUUUCGCCCGUCUGUGGGCCUCGAGGAAUAUGGUCGACAACUUUUCAUCAUAUACUUUUGACUAUUCUCUUCAAUUCAUCGAUUUUUUGUUCUAUACGAUUCAAUGUCGUUUUGGUUUCAUUUAUGUUCCAACAGUUCCCGUAAACUCAACCAUUAACACAACAUAAAUUCGUGCAACAUGGAACGCAGUUUAAAUCCACGAGAUAAAACACCCCGAACCUCGCGAUGGCAACAAUUCGCUGUCAAAUAUUCU
Paramuricea clavata is the source of this 4438-nucleotide messenger RNA. NCBI's taxonomy places the organism in Eukaryota, Metazoa, Cnidaria, Anthozoa, Malacalcyonacea, Plexauridae. The record is from the annotation of a GenBank genome assembly.